AAAACAUUUUUAAAAUACUUUUAACAUAUUAUGAUAUCAUCCCUUUGAACCAAACUCCAAUAAUUUCAACACCACCUUAUAUGUAUCUUCUUUUUUUCAUCUUUUCAGCUAUCUAUCCAUAAUUUUGUUUUCACACCCAACAAUUUCCCUUUGACUAAAACUCAUAAUAUUAUUCAUCGCUAUAUGUUCUAAAUUAUCUAGAGAUUAAUUUAUGUCACCCACAUCAACUAAGUAUUUAUGAUCACCAUAAUUUGUUGCUAUUUUUUAUCUAUGUAUCUCCAAAGCUAUGAGUAAAGAUAGAAAAUUGGUUUGUAGACAGAUAUAGUCACUAAGUCGAGCAUCAUGCCAUCAAUCUAACUAUACCCAAUAAUCUUCCCUUCAAACUAAGUUCUACAAUAGUCAUCAUCUCGUGGGAUUCUUUGGUGAUUAAUUAACUACAUGUCACCCACAUCCGCCGCCGUUCCCUUUAACAUUAUCGCCAACAAUAGCUUCUUCAAGGGGAGGGAGGAAGAAGGAAAUGGAGAUAUGAAAGUGGGUUAUCUUUCAUGAGUUGAGACUUGAGUAAUGAAAAUGAUCGUGAGUGAUAAGUAUCUGGAUCGAAUCGCGGGUUAUCUUUCAUGAGUUGACACAUCGAAUCGCGAGUUAUCUUCCAUGAGUUUGAGACUUGGGUAUAAUGAAAAUGGUAGUGAGUGAUAAGGAUCUGGAUCGAACGGAUUUUGGUUCAGAUAUGUUUUUUUAAGUGGUAGAUUGGGUUUUACCUUUUAGAGUGUGCCACAUGUUUGUUCUGUCAAAUGAGGGAUAAAUUUAGAACUUUCACUAAUGGCAGCAGUAUAAAUAGUCAAAAGUAUAAGGGGGAGUAAAAUUAAACAAUUAUAUAGUCUAACAAUUCCACCUUAGAAAAUGAUCCCAUGCUUUGACUUCAUAAAAUAAAAUAAAAGUCUUUUAUCAUUUAGUGGUACUUCCUUUCUUCUCCGGUUUGAGCUUUGAUUUCUCUAGCAGAUAAAAAGAAAAUGGUUGUCACAGAUGAACAUAGCUAUGACAGAACAAGUGAAUUAAUAGCUUUUGAUAACACACGAGCUGGUGUCAAAGGUCUAGUUGAUGCAGGAGUUACAAAAGUCCCAAAAAUUUUCUACACCCCAGAAGAUGCAUAUACUAAGGCAUGUCCAAAUGAUCCUGAAAAAACCCAAUUAAAUAUUCCUGUUAUAGACUUAGAUGUCAUCAGUAAAGAUCCAGUUCAACGUAAGGAGAUCGUUGAAAAGAUCCGUGAUGCAUCGGAAGUGUGGGGUUUCUUUCAAGUGGUCAAUCAUGGAAUUCCUCAAAGUGUUUUGGAAGAAAUGUUGAAUGGUGUUAGGAGAUUCUAUGAGCAAGAUACUGAGGUCAAGAAACAAUGGUAUACGCGGAAUACCUCAAAAAGAGUGAUACAUAAUAGCAAUUUUGAUCUGUUUAGAGCUGCAUCAGCUAACUGGAGGGAUACUACUUAUUGCAGUAUGGCUCCAGAGCCUCCUUCUGCUGAUGAAUUGCCAGAGGCUUGUAGGGAUAUUCUUAUUGAGUAUGCGGAGCAACUGAAGAUAGUAGGUCGUUCUUUAUUCGAAUUACUCUCUGAAGCUCUUGGCCUCAACCCAAGCUAUCUGAAUGAAAUCGGUUGUUCAGAGGGGCUUGCUGUUUUGUACCAUUAUUACCCAGCAUGCCCUGAGCCAAAACUAACUCUUGGAGCUAGCAAGCAUUCAGAUAGUGACUUCCUCACAGUGCUGCUACAAGAUCAUAUAGGAGGACUUCAGGUUCUUCAUAAGAAUUACUGGAUUGAUGUUCCUCCUGUGUCUGGUGCACUAGUAGUAAAUGUUGGUGAACUUUUACAGCUCAUAUCAAAUGACAAGUUCAAGAGCAUGGCACAUAGAGUACUGGCAAAUCGUGUUGGUCCAAGAGUAUCAGUGGCCUGCUUCUUUACCACCGGUCACUCGUUAUCAUCAAGAGUUUAUGGGCCAAUUAAGGAGUUGUUAUCAGAAGAUAAUCCCGCAAGGUAUAGGGAAACUACUGUGAAGGACUAUGUAGUUCAUUAUGAUGCAACAGGUUUAGGAGGGAAAUCUGCUUUGACAGCUUUUAGGAUCUGAGCUUGGCAGUAAACAUCUGUCUGUCUGUAGAUGUUAGAUCCUACAAUCCGUUAAUAUGUAACUGUUGUGCCUGGAAAUAAAACAUAUAAGGGUGUCUACUGUAACUUUGAUUUGUAUUCUACACUUUUGGAUUCACAUUUU
Capsicum annuum is the source of this 2249-nucleotide messenger RNA. Its product is annotated as 1-aminocyclopropane-1-carboxylate oxidase homolog 1. Bases 1011 to 2108 code for a protein of 365 amino acids. NCBI's taxonomy places the organism in Eukaryota, Viridiplantae, Streptophyta, Magnoliopsida, Solanales, Solanaceae. The transcript is spliced from 3 exons. The record is from RefSeq and is a predicted model, not a curated record.